Messenger RNA from Caenorhabditis remanei, 705 nucleotides. RefSeq lists its product as uncharacterized. Bases 1 to 705 code for a protein of 234 amino acids. The transcript has 2 exons. NCBI's taxonomy places the organism in Eukaryota, Metazoa, Nematoda, Chromadorea, Rhabditida, Rhabditidae. The record is from RefSeq and is a predicted model, not a curated record.
AUGAACAACUCUUUCUCAGAUCCUAAUGAAUUCGGACAACACGACAUAAGAUGCUUGUGGAAAGCCGAGGAAGAGCAGAAACGCACCAUUGUGGUACAUGUAAUCGACAAUCUCCGGUGGGAGAGAGCCACCCAUUCGCAUCGCUUGCAGAAGAACUGCGGUAUUGUCACUCAUCUGUUUGUUUACAGCUCGAUUAAUGUCUUUCUAUCGAUCUAUCAACUACCCAAUACCUCAACGAGCUUUACAUUCAAUUCGAAGAAAAAAGACACCGAUAACAUAGGAAAUUAUUUAUUUGCUUUCAACAAAAAACAAAAAACCAAAUUAGAUUGGGUUCUCAAUCCACUUGGUGAGUGGUCCAUGCUCACGUUGGAGUUGAACUCCGACUCCGUCAGAGCGAAGUCUUCCUUCAGCACGCAUGCGCUCGUAGUCCUCACGGUCCCACUUGGUGAAUCCCCACUUGCGGGAGGAGACGAUGAUUUGACGUCCUGGGAACUUGAACUUGGCACGACGGAAGGCCUCAAUAGCGUGCUUGACGUUCUGGAAAAUUCAAAUAAAAACUUGUCCGUUGAAACUCUUAAAACUUACUCCUUCCUUGACUCUCAUGGAGAAGAGGAUAUCUCCAAUGUCGACACGGGCGACCAAUCCUUGUGGCUUUCCGUAAGCUCCACGCAUUCCAGUUUGGAGUCUAUCAGCUCCGGCACAUGA